AUGUGCACUGUGAACUUUGUAUCUUACAAUUUCCCGUCGAAUGAGAUUCGUACAGUGGCUAGUAUUUUCAAGAGUUAUAACAUCUCGUCUGCAAGCAAUGGAGAAUGGACUGUUGAAAAACUUUCAUUUGAGAUUUUCUCUACUCUGACUAACACGAGCAAUUAUAAUUACGAUGUGACUGCCUUCACAUUUCGUCUUCGACGUAGCUCAAUUUUCUACGUUGUGCUGAUAAUAAUACCUUCAUUUGUACUUGCAUUUCUAUGCGUCCUUGGAUUGUUUUGGUCGAAAUUUGAUCACAAUGAUUACCUAGAGAAGCUUGGCUUCGGUUUUGCUGCCAUACUUGCAAUGUGUAUGGUUCUGGAAAUUGCUGAGGAGUCAGUUCCCAAAACCAGGCAGCUGCCAUUGUUCUGUAUGUUAUGGUAA
Molecule: messenger RNA, 423 nt
Organism: Necator americanus (New World hookworm)
Lineage: Eukaryota; Metazoa; Nematoda; Chromadorea; Rhabditida; Ancylostomatidae
Exons: 5
Coding region: 1-423 (140 amino acids)
Biological process (GO): monoatomic ion transmembrane transport; nervous system process; regulation of membrane potential
Cellular component (GO): plasma membrane; synapse; neuron projection
Molecular function (GO): transmitter-gated monoatomic ion channel activity involved in regulation of postsynaptic membrane potential; excitatory extracellular ligand-gated monoatomic ion channel activity; transmembrane signaling receptor activity
Source: RefSeq, a predicted model, not a curated record